CUAUAUCGCGUUGCAAAGUUAAUUCUCCGGUAGAUCAAAAAAAAUGUUCCAAAUGCAACAUCAAAUAGGAAAUACAAAAUUAUUAAAGUUAUUUAUGGACAAUUGUUCACGUGUUUUCGUUCGGCUUAUUUACUUGCAGUUAUUAUAUAAGACAAUCAGUGAAAAGUAACAGUGAAAUGAAAUGAGUUCACUGAUUCGGUUGUGCCAUUGACUGUUGUGCGGUGUAUGUUAUUCCUUUGGAUGAUCAGGAUUGGCGACCUAGAAAGAAUAACCCAUUUUCGUCAAAACAGGAUUGGAAUCCGUCAAAGGAUUAUUUAUGGAACAAUAAAAGGCUUUCAUCGGUCUCUGCUAAACUGAUCAAAUCUGGAACAAAGAAAAAGGAAGAUUAUGUGAUUAGAAGAAGAGGGCAAAAGUGAUCUCAAAUGGCGGCAAAAAUUCAAAUAUAUUUACAAUAAACUUGAAAUUUAUCACUAUCAAGCUGACAUUUUGAUUUAUGUCAGAACAUUUUUCGUUCCAUGGAAUGUCUAUGUUCCAAUCAGUCUUUGCCCUUAGUGCUGACUAUGGGAAAUAUUCAGGUGGCGCGAUUUAGAUGUUGUACAGUCUAUGCAUGAAAUAGAGUAUACACGUAUUUAUAUACAUAUUCUUCCUAUUAUAUUAUUGAACUUAUAAUUGUUUACACGGAAGUCUUUUAUAAACACAAUCAAUAAUUACAGUUUUUAAAUAUAUUGCUUUUUAAAUUAAAAAGUUGUAGUGAAAUAAACAAAUAAAUUAUUAAUAUUACGUUAAAACUAUACAUAAUUGUAUCAUAAAGUGUAACGAGUUGUUAAUAAAAGUAUAGUGCAAUAAAAUAUAAACAAUUAUAUUGAAUUUUUAUUAGUGUGAUUUAGUUAGUGGAUGCAUUUAUUUAACUACAUAAAUGAUAGGUACAAAAUAAAAAGAGUUAGACAUCACAAAAACUCUUAUUUGCAUUAGUAUUGCUGAAUAUGCAGGUGUUUUAUGAACAAAUAUCAAUAUUUUUAAUAUUGUAAUAAUACGCUUAUAUCGUCCCCUUUUUUGUAAUUUAAACAUGUUUUCAGUGAUACUAAAUUUGCGAAAAGUUUUAAAAGAUGUUACAGUUGAAUACAUCGAUGUGGAUUUUACACUUUGGUUGUCAUGGCUUUUAAUGCCAUUGUUAAUAACAUUUUUACUUCCCCUUCUAAUUGUGGUAUUGUUAUAUUUAACUGCAUUAAUAUUAUAUGUAUAUAAGUUACACAGAGUUAGGCUAAGAAAUGCAUAUGGAACUGAUUGGAGGAAUGCAGCUAGAAAUGUAGUAGCUGCUGUUUGGGAUGCACAUGGUUGGAUUUGGUAUGGAUACGAAGUAGUUGGAUUAGAAAAUAUACCGGAAAAUGAACCAGUGCUUUUUGUAUAUUAUCAUGGAGCUAUUCCUAUAGAUCUUUAUUAUUUUAUAUCCAAAGUAUUACUUCUGAAUUCAAAACUAAUUCAUACAGUAGCAGAUAGAUUUCUUUUUAAAUGUCCUGGAUGGUCUAUAAUUUCUGAUGUAUUGAAAGUCAUACCUGGUACUGUACAAACAUGUUCUGCUAUUUUAAAAGAAGGAAACAUGCUUGCUAUUUCACCUGGAGGUGUGUACGAAGCUCAAUUUGGAGAUUCUUAUUAUCAUCUACUGUGGAAAAAAAGAGUUGGUUUUGCAAAAGCUGCACUGGAUGCCAAAGUGAAUCUAGUUUUGUGCAACCGAAAAUACGUAAUCAUGGGCGUGGAUGUGAAAGUUCUUUCUCUUGGAGAUGGUCAAACUUACCCAAAAACUGGACAAACUGUAGUUGUUCAUUAUACAGCUUUGAUAAGGUCUACGCGUGACAAGGUUGUAACCUGUUAUGUCGCUUCCUGGGCCAUUUACAGACCACAAAAUGGCAAAUUUGGAAUCGAUGAUCUCAACCCGAAUCUUUGUACGCAUCUUGUAUAUGCAUUCGCCGGAUUGAACGACACAACUUGGACUAUUAGGAGUCUUGAUCCUUAUAUGGAUAUUGAGAAUGGUAUCGGCAAUUACAAAAAGAUGACUCAACUUCGCCACAAGUAUCCCGAUUUAAAUGUCCUUCUUGCUAUCGGUGGUUGGAAUGAAGGUAGUAAAAAUUAUUCCGAGCUCGCUUCGUCUCCCGAGCGAAGAAGCAGAUUUAUCGACAGCGUGGUGUAUUACCUGAGGAAGUAUGACUUCAACGGAUUCGAUCUGGACUGGGAGUUUCCUGGUUCACGUGGAGGAGUUCCAGCGGAUAAAGAAAACUUCGUUUCUCUCGUAAAAGAACUCAAAGAAGCGUUUCAAAAAUCAAACUAUUUAUUAACGGCAGCUAUAACUGCCAACAAAGGCACCAUCGACACAGCAUAUAAUAUUCCUGAACUUUCGCUCUAUCUUGAUCACAUUCAUGUAAUGGCUUACGACUAUCACGGGACGUGGGAUAAUAAAGUGCUUCCGAAUUCGCCACUGGAUAGUGUGAAAGAUACAAUGAACUACCUAUUAAAUAAAGGUGCGCCUGCUAAUAAACUAGUGCUUGGUUUGCCUAUGUAUGGAAGGACCUUUAUACUGGCCAGCAAAUUAAAUUCUUCUGAUGAAAGUCCUAUCGGUCAGCGAAGUCUAUCGGAAGGAUUUAAUGGUUCUUAUACUGGUCAAAAUGGCUUCAUGGGAUACAACGAAAUUUGCGAAGAAUUAGUUACUUCAAAUAAUUGGAGAAUUGGAUGGGAUGAUAGCAGCAAUACGCCUUAUGCGAUCAAAGAUGAUUAUGUUAUCGUGUACGAUAAUCCAAGAAGUCUUAAAGCAAAGGUUGAAUACGCGAAGAGUUUAAAUCUGGCUGGAGUUAUGGUUUGGAGUAUCGAUACUGACGACUUUAAAGGAAAAUGUGCAUCGCUAAAGGAUUCGUUAGAACAAGAAAACCCCACUUAUCCUUUAAUGAGAUCUAUAAAUGUAGCUCUUUAUUCAGAUUCAAACAAGUCCAAAUUACCAACACCAUCGCCAACACCAUCUACCGCUGAAAGGUGUUCCUAUAGUGUUAUAUUAAUGUUAAUUUCGUUUUUUGUGUAUCAUAUUUGAAGAUGAAUUAUAAUGAAUAAAAAACAUACAAAAAAUUCGUUAGUUUUUUUGCGUUCAAGGAUAUACUCAAGUGCUAACUUUAGGGAAAACAGCGGCCAAGGGGAAGGAAUCUGACGUAGCGUUUAAGCAUUGACAUGUGUUAUGCCUAAUUCCUAAAAAUCCAUAAAUAAUGACAUUUUUUUACAUAAAUACUUCAUUUUCAAAGCAAGCUGGUUCAUUUCGUAGCUGUACUUUCGAAAACCUCCAUGCUCCAAAUUGACUGAUAUUUUGAGAAUAGGUUUCGUUUUAAUAAAAGUAAUGAUUCCAAAAAGGAUUUUUUACGAUAAAAAUUUUUUUGUCAUUUGGAUGUUCUUUCCUACUUUACCGACGCAAUUAUACCGGCAAGAAUAAUUGAGGCAGAUUUGAAAACGGUUCUGAUGUUAUGAAGUCUGCUAUGUUCAAUUGUUUUUUAAAAGAUAUAUCUAGAAUCUAGAAUAUUAGAAUUACAAUAUUUAAACUUACUUAGUUCAGUUCAAUGUGCUACUUUGCUAGUAAGUUUAUUGUAUAAAGUGAAUUACAUUAAUUUAUAUUUUCUUACAAAGCUAAUGAGUGACCAUGAAAGAGCGCUGGAAUAACUGCAAGAGUUAAAUUUAAUUCCUAGGGAAAAGUAAUGUGCAAAAAGUAAAAGAAAGAUACUUUACGUUAAUACAACACAAAGAUUAGACAAUUUUCGAUGUUACAAAUCUGGAAAAUAUGACCACAGUAUUACAGUUUUAUACAUAUAGUACAUUGCAGAUACUACUUUUAUUAUUUAUCUUAUUUUGAAAGCAUGCUUGUAUUAUAGAUGCUAUUGUUUAUCUUAUAUGAAAUUAUUAUGCAAAUAUUUUGAUAGGUUCGAGCAUUAUCAUUUAAGUGCACAAAGUUGCAUAAUAAUAACUAAUGCUUUUGCACGGCGAUUUUCAGAUAAUCAGACUCAUUAUGAAUGUUCUAUCAUUGAAAACGAAACAGUUU
This is a messenger RNA of Megachile rotundata (alfalfa leafcutting bee), 4063 nucleotides long. Its product is annotated as DGAT1/2-independent enzyme synthesizing storage lipids. Lineage: Eukaryota; Metazoa; Arthropoda; Insecta; Hymenoptera; Megachilidae. Gene Ontology annotation, molecular function: acyltransferase activity. The record is from RefSeq and is a predicted model, not a curated record. Gene Ontology annotation, cellular component: membrane.